UGGAGAGGUACUACUACCUAUUGGUUUAUGUGGUCCUGAGACUUCUUUAGAAAACCUUGUGUGAAUCUAAAUAAACUUUAAACCUGGACUGGCUCUAUAUACUACAACUGUCCUUCACAAGGAAGAAGGGGCUGCAAUUUACAACGUUCUGCAACUUUGAAAAGUUCAUCAUCAGAAAUUUGAAAGAAACAAAUAGUUCUCUUUGGCGUCAUACCCCACAUCUUGUAUCAUGAGUCAAAACUUUUGGAAGGUUUAUAAAGCAAAGGUUCUGCAGACAUUCAACACAGAACAAGAUGGAGAAACACAUGAAGAAAGUGACACUGCAGAGAUUAUCAACGCUGAAAACAUGGACAAUGGAGAUGAAGGGUUAAACAUGUCACAUUUAGCAAAAAAGGUUCAAGGAGCUUUUGGUUGGAGAAGUGUUACUUCACUAUUCACUAAAGAAGAGGAACAUAGAACAGAUGAAAACAUUGAGCAUAGACCAGAGCAAGCAGCAGAACAAUCUCCCUCUUCACACCCUCCAGACAACCUUCCACAGAAAAGUCCCUCAGCUCUUUGGGAUGUGUUCUCUACUAGAUGGCAUCAGAGCUCUGCUGAGCACUCCGAGGCAAGAGGUGUGCUGUCUGAGCCCCCACCAGAGCAACAUGAAGCUCAACAAGCAGAGGAGACACCUUUCAGGUGGAGUUUCCUCACCAGUAAACUAGCAGACCUAAGAAGCAAAAGCGACUAAAGACUACACCCUAGGGAGAACAAUGGCUACAGAUGGUUCCCCAAGUAACUGUGUAACAAAAUUACCUGACCCCAAGGUAUUAUAAACAGAUUCUCCAGUAAUUCUGUGACAUAGGCAGAGCUGAAAAUUUCCGCUAGUCCAUAGGCAAGUAAAAUAAUUAUGCUCCUACGAUUCACUAUUCAUACGUUAGUAAUGGUUUCUUCUAGACUAUCUCCUCUUAUUUAUUUUGGUUAUAUAUAUAUAUAUAUAUAUAUAUAUAUAUACAUACAUAUAAUGGGGGGAAAAAUUGUAAAGUGACUUGGGCCUGUUGCCCGAGAAACCUCAACAAGAA
Molecule: messenger RNA, 1061 nt
Organism: Pseudophryne corroboree (corroboree frog)
Lineage: Eukaryota; Metazoa; Chordata; Amphibia; Anura; Myobatrachidae
Gene: C2H1orf232
Product: chromosome 2 C1orf232 homolog
Exons: 4
Coding region: 230-730 (166 amino acids)
Source: RefSeq, a predicted model, not a curated record